AAAACCAGACGACAGAAAAGCUAACAACACAAGAGGAGGAGAGAAACUCGAUAACGAACAAGAGAUAGCGAGAUUCUUUUAUCUAUUCUCGUGCUUCCAAUUCUAAUAAUUUUGUCUCCUUAGCGGAUCGAUCGCAGAUUAUCAAGCUCCGCCGUCGCCUCCGCCGCAAUCGACGGCGGUGUCUACGUCGCUUUCGUUUCGUGCGUAACAGGAGGAGCAGCAGAAGAAGAAGUCAGCUUAAGUAACGCCGCCUUUGAUUUGACUUGAGAUAAGUAUUUUGGUGAUAUGGCAUUGAUGAUGUUUCCGCAUUUCCUCGGCGUUGAAGAAAAGUAAAAUGCUGGCGAAUUGGAGGAAACCACAUACAGAUUGAUGCUCUCUUCAGUCGACCUCUUUUGUAAAUUUAUUGAAACUUACGGGGUCGAAGGUGUGUAGCAUAUGCUUUAAGAAGAUUAAAAAAAAGUAAAAAUUAUGGAAUCGGGCUCAGAGAAAAAGUUUCCUCUCAAUGCAAAAGACUACAAGUUAUAUGAAGAAAUUGGAGAUGGUGUCAGUGCGACUGUGCACAGAGCUUUGUGCAUACCGCUUAAUGUGGUAGUUGCUAUCAAGGUUCUUGAUCUGGAAAAGUGCAACAACGAUUUGGAUGGGAUCCGGAGAGAGGUGCAAACAAUGAGUCUGAUAAACCAUCCAAAUGUGUUGCAAGCUCAUUGCUCAUUUACCACCGGACACCAGCUUUGGGUUGUGAUGCCUUACAUGGCUGGAGGAUCCUGUCUCCAUAUAAUAAAGUCUUCUUAUCCAGAUGGAUUCGAGGAACCUGUUAUCGCUACUUUACUUCGUGAGACUCUGAAAGCUCUUGUAUAUCUUCAUGCUCAUGGGCAUAUCCACAGGGAUGUAAAGGCUGGAAACAUUUUAUUGGAUUCCAAUGGUGCCGUUAAGUUAGCAGACUUUGGAGUAUCAGCUUGCAUGUUUGAUACGGGAGAUAGACAACGUUCCAGAAAUACAUUCGUUGGGACUCCAUGCUGGAUGGCCCCUGAAGUCAUGCAGCAACUACAUGGAUAUGAUUUCAAAGCAGAUGUAUGGUCAUUUGGAAUAACAGCACUUGAACUGGCACAUGGUCAUGCCCCAUUUUCUAAAUAUCCGCCAAUGAAGGUUUUGCUGAUGACCUUACAAAAUGCACCUCCUGGACUUGAUUACGAGAGAGACAAAAGAUUCUCGAAAGCCUUCAAGGAAAUGGUGGGUACAUGUCUGGUGAAGGACCCAAAGAAGCGUCCAACUUCAGAAAAGCUUUUAAAGCACCCUUUCUUCAAACACGCACGUCCAGCUGAUUACCUGGUUAAAACAAUUCUAAAUGGUCUUCCUCCAUUAGGUGAUCGCUAUAGACAAAUAAAGUCAAAGGAAGCUGAUCUCCUAAUGCAAAACAAAUCUGAAUAUGAAGCGCACUUAUCACAGCAAGAAUACAUAAGGGGAAUAAGCGCUUGGAAUUUCAAUCUCGAGGACCUAAAAACUCAAGCUGCCCUUAUUUCAGAUGAUGAUGCUUCACAUGCUGAAGAGCCCGAUUUCAACCAAAAGCAAUGUGAAAGACAGGAUGAGUCUGCUCUUUCCCCUGAAAGGGCUAGCAGCUCAGCAACAGCUCCUAGUCAAGAUGACGAACUGAACGAUAUUCAUGAUUUAGAGAGUUCUUUCGCCUCAUUUCCAAUCAAACCUCUUCAAGCACUCAAAGGCUGCUUUGAUAUCAGUGAGGACGAGGAUAAUGCAACUACUCCUGAUUGGAAAGAUGCAAAUUUGAAUUCUGGACAACCGCAUUUAACAAAGGCUUCCAUUGGAUCUCUGGCUGAUACCACGAAAGAAGAAGACACUGCAGCCCAAAACACUUCUUUACCACGUCAUGUCAUUUCCGAACAGAAAAAAUAUUUGAGCGGUUCAAUUAUACCAGAGAGUACUUUCUCUCCAAAAAGAAUCACAUCUGAGGCUGACAGGGAGUUUCAACAGCGUAGAUAUCAAACAGAGCGGAGCUACAGCGGAUCAUUGUAUCGCACGAAAAGAGAUUCUGUGGACGAGACGUCAGAAGUCCCGCAUGUGGAGCACAAGGGACGGUUUAAGGUUACAUCAGCAGAUCUAAGUCCCAAGGGAUCUACAAACUCUACAUUCACACCAUUUAGUGGUGGUUCAAGCAGCCCGAGCUCCCUCAAUGCAACAACCGCCUCAAUCCUCCCAUCAAUUCAGUCACUUUUGCAGCAAAACGCCAUGCAACGGGAUGAGAUUUUGAGACUAAUCAAAUACUUGGAGCAAACCUCUGCCAAGCAACCUGGAUCGCCCGAGACAUAUGUUGAUGAGCUAUUGCAGACACCUCCUGCAACGUCAAGAGAGAGAGAACUUCAGUCCCAAGUCAUGCUACUACAACAAAGCUUUUCGAGCCUAACAGAAGAACUAAAGAAACAGAAGCAGAAAAAUGGGCAGUUGGAGAAUCAGUUGAACGCAUUAACACACAGAAAUGAUUGAGUCUCAAAAGCCAUCGAGACAACAAACUACAGGGCUCAGAUAUAUGAAACUGGGAAUCUUGAGUAAAAAACACAAAAUUCC
Arabidopsis arenosa is the source of this 2574-nucleotide messenger RNA. The record is from the annotation of a GenBank genome assembly. NCBI's taxonomy places the organism in Eukaryota, Viridiplantae, Streptophyta, Magnoliopsida, Brassicales, Brassicaceae.